Messenger RNA from Caenorhabditis angaria, 9917 nucleotides. The record is from the annotation of a GenBank genome assembly. NCBI's taxonomy places the organism in Eukaryota, Metazoa, Nematoda, Chromadorea, Rhabditida, Rhabditidae.
AUGAGUAUAGUUAUCAUCGCCCCACUCAUUUUCCUCUGUCAAUUAAUCUCGGCUCAACAGUUGCUCACAAAUCCACGUUGCAAUUAUUGGCCGGAUCGUGGAACUUGUGAAAAUCAAGAAUUUGUUGUGAAAUGGUAUUAUGAUCGAUACGAUCAUCGAUGUCGACGAUUCUUUUACGGUGGAUGUGAGGGAAAUGACAAUCGAUAUGAUAGUUUGGAAGGUGAGGGGGUUUUUGAGCCGAAUUUUGUGCUGGAAAUGCUGAUUUUCAGCGAUUUUCAGUAUUUUCAGCGUUUUCAGCACAAAAUUUGAGUCUAGAAACAUUUUUGAAUGAAAAAGGUGACCCCCCUGACCAAAAGGGAGGAGGGGGUUCACUUUUCCAAAAAAAAUACAUUUCUAGACCAGAAUUUUGUGCUGAAAAUGCUGGAAUUUAUGGUUUUCAGCGAUUUUUUGGAUUUCCAGCAUUUUCAGCGCAAAAUUUCAGUCUAGAAACAUUUUUGAAUAAAAAAGGUGACCCCCCUGACCAAAUAGGGGGAGGGGGGUCACUUUUUCAAAAAAAUACAUUUCUAGACCGAAAUUUUGUGCUGAAAAUGUUGGAAUUAUUGAUUUUUAGCUAUUUUCAGUAUUUCCAGCAUUUUCAGCGCAAAAUUUCAGUCUAGAAACAUUUUUGAAUAAAAAAGGUGACCCCCCUGACCGAAUGGGGGGGAGGGGGUUCACUUUUCCAAAAAAAUACAUUUCUAGAUCUGAAUUUUGUGCUGAAAAUGCUGGAAUUCAUGAUUUUCAGCAAUUUUUAGGAUUUCCAGCAUUUUCAGCACAAAAUUUGAACCUAGAAACAUUUUUGAAUGAAAAAAGGUGACCCCCCUGACCAAAUGAGGGGAGGGGGGUCACUUUUCCAAAAAAAACAUUUUUAGACUAAAAUUUUGUGCUGGAAAUGCUGGAAUUCAAGAUUUCCAGCGAAUUUCAGCAUUUCCAGCGUUUUCAGCACAAAAUUUCAGUCUAGAAACAUUUUUGAAUGAAAAAGAUGACCCCCCUGACCAAAUUGGGGGAGGGGGUUCACUUUUCCAAAAAAUACACUUCUAGAUCAGAAUUUUGCGCUGGAAAUGCUGGAAUUCAUGAUUUUCAGCAAUUUUCAGCGAUUCCACGUGUUUUAGCACAAAAUUCUGGUCUAGAAAAGUUUUUUUUUUCCAAUGAUCUACAAAAAUAUGGAACUAGAAAGUUCCAAAAGCCCAAAAAUCACUUCUAGACCAGAAUUUUGCGCUGAAAAUGCUGGAAUUCAUGAUUAUCAGCGAUUGUUAGGAUUUCCAGCGUUUUCAGCACAAAAUUUGAGCCUAGAAACAUUUUUGAGUGAAAAAGGUGACCCCCCUUUGACCAAAUGGGGGAGGGGGGUCACUUUUCCAAAAAAAAUACAUUUCUUGACCAGAAUUUUGUGCUGGAAAUGCUGGAAUUUAUGAUUUUCAGCGAUUUUCAGCAUUUCCAGCGUUUUCGGCACAAAAUUUGAGCCUAGAAACAUUUCUGAAUGAAAAGGGUGACCCCCUCUGACCAAAUGGGGGGGGGGGGGGGGAAAGGGGUUCACUUUUCCAAAAAAAUCCAUUUCUAGACUAGAAUUUUGUACUGGAAAUGCUGGAAUUCAUGAUUUUCAGCUAUUUUCAGUAUUUCCAGCAUUUUCAGCACAAAAUUCUGGUCUAGAAACAUUUUUGAAUGAAAAAGGUGACCCCCCUGACCAAAUGGAGGGAGGGGGGUUCACUUUUCUAAAAAAAAAUACAUUUCUAGAUCAGAAUUUUGUGCUGAAAAUGCUGGAAUUCAAGAUUUUCAGCGAUUUUUAGGAUUUUCAGCUUUUUCAGCAGAAAAUUUGAGUCUAGAAACAUUUUUGAAUGAAAAAGGUGACCCCCCUGACCAAAUGGGGGAGGGGGGGUCACUUUUUCAAAAAAAUACAUUUCUAGAUCAGAAUUUUGUGCUGGAAAUGCUGGAAUUUAUGAUUUCUAACUAUUUUUCUUCCAGAAUGCACUUCUCAAUGCCAAUUCAUCGAACCCGACAACAAUCGCAAUCGUUGUUUCCAACCUCACGACCCGGGAACCUGUUCAUCGGACAUUGAGCGCUGGUACUUUGACCAAGUGGCAAAACGCUGUGUUUGUAGUUGGUGGUCGGGUUGUGGCGGUAAUUCAAACAUCUACUACUCCUAUAAUCACUGCAUGUUAAUUUGCGGCGAAUUUGCUGAACAAGGUCCCGCAAUUGAUGAGAAAUAUUGGAAUAGGAUCAGGAAUAAUCAAACAAUGUCGCUGGAAUCGCAGAUGGUGUUCGGUGGAGCGCAUUUGGAUAUUGAGAAACCGGAUGAGGGUUAUCGGGUUGAGGUUCCGUCGGAGAAGAUGGCAAGGAGUUUUAUUAGCAUUUCACAUCAGGAUGAUUCACCGGUAAGGUUGUUAAGGGAUUAGGGUAGUUAAGGUUUUAGGGUAGCUAUUUGAGGUACCUAAAUACUUAAGGUAUUUGAGAUAGCUAAGGGCUUAAGAUAGCUAAGAAGCUAUAGAACCAACUAUAAGAGGCCUUAAGCCUAGAAAAGCCUUUUCAGACCUUAGUUAGUUAACCCAAAGCUUUAGGUUUUUACCUUAAGUCUACAGAGGUUUUAGGUAGUUAUCCUAAGCCUAAAAAAGCCCCUAAACUUUAUUAGCAAGUUUAGUAAGCCCUUAUUUUUGAUCUAUAACAUCAGUUGACUAACUAAGGUAUCUAAGGUUUACUUAAGGUAACGCUGGCCUUUCUAAGAUUCUUAAGGCCUUCCUAAGGUAUCUAUGAUCUUCCUGAAAAUUCUUAAGGCUUUUCUAAGGUACCCGAGGUCUACCUAAGGUAUCUAAAAUCUACCCAAGACUCCUAAGAUCUUCCUAAAGCCCCUAAGACCUACCUAAGGCCCCUAAGAUCUACCUAAGGUACCUGAGAUCUACCCAAGGCUCCUAAGAUCUAUCUAAGAUCUUUAAGACCUACCUAAGGUACCUAAGACCUACCUAAAGUACCUAAGAUCCACCCAAAUCUCCCAAAAUCUACCUAAGGUACAUUAGGCCCACCCAAGGUACCUAAGACCUACAUAAGGUGCCUAAGACCUAGCUAAGGUACCUAAGAUCUUUCCAGCAAUACCUUCACUCUGCCCCGCUCACCGAAAUCCACCAAGACGGCGUCACCAUCCACCGCUACGAUUCCGCGCCCCGUCAACUCCAGGAGCUCCCGCAACCCAACAUGAUCCCCGAGGACCACCAAAAUCCCAACAGCUACCGUAUGAAAUUCCAAGAGUCGUCGAAUUAUGAUAGAGUUAGCGCAAGUCUGCGGAACGAGGCGGAAGAGACGCAGAGACGCAUUCAGGAAUCGAUGCGGAAGGAUUCUUUCCGCACGGCUCCGCAGCGGGAUAUUGUGGCACAAUUUAAGAGCCACCUUGAGGAGCAUGAGAGAAGCCUGCGGGCCAAAUUGGAGGCCCAGUUUCCGGGCUAUGAUAUAGUUUUGACACCGGAAAUCGAGACGGUUAGACAUCCGGAUGGCCGGAAUGUGGUCCGCCAGAGGAUUCAGUGGACAGCGGUUCCCAAGGGGGCCGGGCCGAAGCCUGAGGCUAGGCCUGAGAUUCAGGCUAGGUCCGAACUCCCACAAACCCGGCCCGGAAUCCAAACCAAGCCCGAAUUCCAGCCGGCUACCCCCAACCCCACCGAGGCCCAGUGGACCUUGGCCCCCCAUGAUGAAGCCUGGGCCGCCCGGCAGGCCGAAAAACGAAGAUAUUUGGAGGAACGCGCGCGGAAGAAGGCUGCACGGUAUUCUACAACCACAACUACACGGGCUCCUGAACCAGCUACAGUAACCACAUCGGAUGAUCGGAUUUAUAUACCAACUGUGACUUAUCCGGUGCCUUUGGAGGAGGAAAGGUGGGCUUUUUGAGCUGAAAAUUGCUGAAAAUCAUGAAUUCCAGCAUUUCCAGCACAAAAUUCUGAUCUAGAAAUGUAUUUUUCAUAGAAUUCCGGUUGAUCCAUUUUUUCGGAAAAUGUUUGGCACAAUUUUCUACAGUAGAUUUUCAAGAGUUUCUAGAUCAGAAUUUUGUGCUGAAAAUGCUGGAAAUAUUGAUUUUCAGCGAUUUUCAGCGAUUCCACGUAUCUCGGUACAAAAUUUGAGCCUAGACCAAAAAAGGUGACCCCCCCCUGACCUCAUGGGGGGGGGUCACUUUUUCUCCAAAAAUGUUCCCCGGGAUCAAAUUUUUUUUGCGCUGAAAACGCUGGAAAUCGCUGAAAAUCAAAAAUUUCAUCAUUUUCAGCACUCCUCCACCAACCACCACUGAAUCCUGGGAAGCGAAGCGUCAAGAAUGGGAAGCGCAGCGGCGUAAGGAAGCGGAACGUCGCCGGCAAGAGUGGUUGCGUCAGCAAACCACCACAACUACAACUUCAACUACCCAAGCUCCAACCACAAUUACACAAAGAGCUCCAGCCGAGCCGGUUGAGCAUUACAGGUACUGUAGGGGGGAUUGCUCAUGUUAAACCCUUAAGUUACUAUAGAUUGCUCAUAUUAAUCCCCACAUUGCUCAUAUUAAACCUCCAAAAUUACCAGACUUUAGAUUAUUGCUCAUAUUAAAAAAUUACUGUGUAUUGCUCAUGUUAUAUCAUUUUUAGACCACUCAUCGAACACGUCACCCCUGCGCCUUUAAGCAUUGAAGAUAUUAUUGAAAUCGGAGAUCAGAAACAAAAUUACAUUGAAGAAGAAGAUGACUACGAUGUUCCGAUGGAUUUCCCCGAAACUACACGGCGUCCUAGAGUGAUCUACAGUACACCGAGACCUACAAGAAGACCUGAGCCAAUGCCACCAAGGAAUACACCAAGACCUGCGCUGUCGCUACCAAUUGUAUCGCCACCAACGCAGAAACGUGAGUUUUGGGCUGAAAUUUUGGGCUGAAAACGAUGAGCUUGCUGAAAAUAGAUGAUUUCAUGAUUUUCAGCAUGAAAUUUGGGUCUAGAACCUUUUUUUUCAGCCUUGUAAACAUGUCUUACUGAAAAAAGUGAUCCCCCCCCCUGACUUUGAGGGGAGGGGGGUAUACUAUUUUCUAUAAAAACCUUUCUAAGCUGAAAUUUUGCGCUGAAAACGAUGAGCUCGCUGGAAAUAUAUGAUUUCAUGAUUUUCAGCACGAAAUUUGGGUCUAGAAAAUUUUUCUGAUAUUUUGAACCUUCGUGUAACUCUCUUGGAGAAAAAUUCAAGGAAAUCGACUUUAGACUGAAAUUUUGUGCUGAAAAUGCUGAACUCAUUGAAUUGCGGCGGUUUUGAAGAUUUCCAGCAUUUUCAGCACAAAAUUCUGGUCUAGAAGUGAUUUUUAAGAUUGAUCCAAUUUUUCGGAUUUUUUGGCACAAUUUUCUACCGUACUUUUCGAAGAGUUUCUAGGCUCAAAUUUUGCGCUGAAAAAGAUGGAAAUACUUAUUUUCAGCAAUUUUCAGCAAUUCCACGUGUUUCAGCACAAAAUUCUGGUCUAGAAACUGUUCAAAGGGUACUGUAGCAAAUUGUGCCAAAAAUUCCAAAAAAAUGGAUCAACCAGAUUACUGUCAAAAAUACAUUUCUAGAUCAGAAUUUUGUGCUGAAAACGCUGGAAAUACUGAUUUUAAGUAAUUUUCAGCAAUUCCACGUGUUUCAGCACAAAAUUCUGGUCUAGAGACUUUUCCUACUGAAAAAUGUGACCCCCCUGGCCUAAAAAACGUGGGAGGGGUAUACAUUUCCUAGAAAAAUGCUCCCCGGCUCAAAUUUUGUGCUGAAAACGCUGAAAACCAUGAUCUCCACGCAAAACGAAGGUUUUUUCCAGCAAAAUCCAAGCUUUUCGCCCCGCCCGACAGUGACGAAUAUGCGCAAGACGUGGAUUUCGACCCCUACGUGGAUUUUGUGGCCUAAAAAAACAUUUUACAGCUCCAUUUUUGCUCCAAAAUUUGUAUAACUUCAGUCCCAUGAGACAAUAAAUCAUCAAAAAUUAUAAAUCAUCAAUUUUCUUAUCUUAUCUCUGAAAUUCUGGGGAAAAGAGCAAAAAUGACCAAGUGAUAACAGAAAUAUUACACUUUUUUGCAUCAGCCUCCAAUUUUCUGGUCAAAUUUUUCCCAAUUUUCCAGAUCAAUAUGAUAUUUUGGGCCUUUCUAGGCCUGGUUUCCCAGAUUCCCGCGAUUUUUGCGGGCGCCCACAACACUGUGAACACUUGGGAUGGCCUGCUACAGUAUGAUGAGGAUUGGGGAUAUGUGGAUAUCAGGUAGACCUCGGGGGGCUUCUGGGGGCCUUUCUGGAGGGCUUUCUAGACCCCUAACUCCAAUUUUUCCCAGAAAAAACGCUCACACCUUCUGGUGGCUCUACGCCGUGAAACCUGCCAACCAAAAUCGACCACUUUUUGUCUGGCUUCAAGGCGGACCUGGUUCUUCGGGAACUGGAUUUGGCAAUUUCGAGGAGACCGGACCGAAAACAUUGAAUGGAACUGAUAAUCCAGCAACUUGGGUGGGUUUUGGCUGGAAUUUUUGGGCUGAAAACGCUGGAAAUCUUGAUUUUCAGCGAUUUUCAGCAUUUCCAGCAUUUUCAGCAAAAAAUUUGAGACUAGAAACUGUUCAAAACCUACCGUAGAAAAUUGUGCCAAAGAUUCCGAAAAAAUGGAUCAACUGGAUUAUUGUCAAAAAUACUUUUCUAGAUCAGAAUUUUGUGCUGAGAAUGCUAGAAAUCCUCAAAAUCGCUGAAAAUGAUGAAUUCCAGCAUUUUCAGCACAAAAUUCUGAUCUAGAAAUGUAUUUUUCACAGUAAUCCGGUUGAUCCAUUUUUUCGGAAUUUUGGGCACAAUUUUCUACAGUACCUUUUGAAGAGUUUCAAGGCCCAAAUUUUAUGCUGAAAACGCUGGAAAUGCUGAAAAUCGCUGAAAAUCGCUGAAAAUCUACAAUUUCAGCAUUUUCAGCACGAAAUUCUGAUCUAGAAGUAAUUUUUGUAAGAUUGAUCCAUUUUUUCAAAAUUUUCGGCACAAUUUUCUACAGUACCUUUUGAAAAGUUUCUAGGCUGAAAUUUUGCGCUGAAUAUGCUGGAAUUAAUGAUUUUCACUAAUUUUCAGUAUUUUCAGCAUUUUGAGCUCGAAAUUCGAGCCUAGACCAAAAAAGGUGACCCCCCUCUGACGUCAUGCAGGGGGGGGGGUCACUUGUUUCCAAAAAUGUUCCCCGGAUCAAAUUUUUGUGCUGAAAACGCUGGAAAUUGCUGAAAAUCUUCGUUUUCAGCACAAAAUUCCAGCCAAAAACGUGUUUUUUUGCAGCUUCAAGUAGCUGACAUUGUGUACGUGGACAAUCCAGUUGGCACCGGUUUCUCAUACGUGGAUGACAGCUCCGCCCUCACCACAAACAUCACUCAAAUCGGUGACGAUUUGCUAGUUUGGCUCCGCAAAUUCCUGGCUCUACACAGCGAAUACCGUACUCGCCCCUUCUAUAUUUUCUGCGAGAGUUACGGUGGAAAAAUGAGUACGCAAUUUGCGAAAGUGAUUACGGACGCCGUGAAAUCGUCGAGUUUGAUUUUGAAUUUCCGCGCCGUGGCGCUUGGUGACUCGUGGAUUUCCGCAAUGGAUUAUGUCAACACUUGGGGACCAUAUUUGUAUGCUAAUGUGAGUGGGGUACUGUAUCUAGGUUACUGUAGUUCUUUUGGGGGCGCGAAAAUACGAAAAUUUGACAAAAUGCGAUUUUCCAUACCAAAAUUUGUAAUUCUCGCGGACAAGAGCAAUUUUCCAUACGAAAAAUUUUAAUUUUGGUAUGGAAAAUUUGGUAUGGAAAAUUCUGGGCGAUUCUCCUCGAGAACUACACAUUUUGGUAUGGAAAAUCGAAUUUUUUUCAAAUUUCGCGCGCCUCAAAAAGUUUCCUGGCCAAUUUUUCACGUAGAAUCCGAAUUCACUAUUAUUUUUCCAAUUUUCAGUGAUUUAACCUCAGAAAAAUUCGAAAAACCCGCGCUAAACAACGGGCAAGCCGUCAUUUUGCGGAGUGUCGUUGGAAAAUUGAUUUUUUUGUGGUUUUUUUGGAUGAAAAUUGAUGAGUUUCAGAAUUUUUUGAAAUGCCACCUGGCAAAACUACAAUUUUUCUGUGAUUUAAAGGAGCAUAGGCAUAUUUGGGCUCAUUUUGGAGCAUUUUUCAAGCUCCGCCCACUUUUCUGUGCUUCAAAAGAGUAUAGGCAUGUUCGGGCUCAUUUUGGAGCAUUUUUAUUGCAGUCCUAUCUCGACGAUCAUCAACUCCACGUCGUCCAAACCCAGGCCAGUCAUUGUCAAUCUCUGGUUGAUCAACAAAAAUGGACGCAGGCCACAAAUUGUUGGGGAAACAUGGAAGAAUUGAUUGGAGCCGAGACGAAUGACGUGUCAUGGUAUAAUAUUCUGAAACAGGGUGGAACUGAUGAUUGGAGCUCGAGUGCGGCUCAGAAAAUCGAUAAUCGUAUUAAGAGUCCACUUGGUAAGGAUUUGGAGCAAAAUUUGGAGCAUUUUGAUAUCCCAUAAGCCUACUGUAGGUUACUGUAGGUUUUGGCGGGAGAUUUGGAGCAUUUUGAUAUACCAUAAGCUCUAGGGAAGGUUACUGUAGGUUUUGGCGCGAAAUUUGGAGCAUUUUGAUAUCCCAUAAGCCUACUGUAGGUUACUGUAGGUUUUCGCGUGAAAUUUGGAGCAUUUUGAUAUCCCAUGAGCCUACUGUAGGUUUUAUUUUCCACGUGGCAAUCAUCUACAGUAACCCGGGCGUGUUUGGUGUCUAAAAACGUGGAUUUUUGCCGCCAAAACCUACAGUAACCCAAUUUUUUGCAGCUCGUCUCUUCGACCGCCACGUCCGCCCCCAAAACUUGGAUUCCAUGGCCGACUACAUGAAUACCGUAGUCCGCCAGAAGCUCGGUAUUAUUCCGGACGCGGUGCGGUUCGGUGCGCAAGGCGGAGCGGUUUUCAACGCGCAAGCCGACGAUUUUAUGACACCGAUUUGGGGUACUGUAGAGGAAUUGUUGAAGGAUGGUUAUAAUGUUGUGGUUUUUAAUGGGAAUGAGGAUUUGAUUUGUAAUACGAUGGGUGAGUACUGUAGGGGAGGGUACUGUAGAUCGAUUUGGCGGGAAAAUUUUUGAUCUGGGCACAAAAUUUGAUGAACUUUGAUAUCCCACAUGCCCUACUGUACUUUUUGGCGCCAAAAUUUGAUCUACAGUAAUCUUAGGCUCAAAAUUUGAUGCAUUUUGAUAUCCCACAUGCCCUACUGUAGUUUUUGGCGGCAAAAUUUGAUCUACCGUAAUCAUAAGCUUAAAAUUUGAUGAAUUUUGAUAUCCCACAUGCCUACUGUACUUUUUGGGGCCAAAAUUUGAUCUACAGUAAUCAUAGGCUUAGAAUUUGAUGAAUUUUGAUAUCCCCGGUGUCUACCGUACUUUUUGGCGCCAAAACUUGAUCUACAGUAAUCAUAGGCUUAAAAUUUGAUGUAUUUUGAUAUCCCACAUGGCCUACCGUACUUUUUGGCGACAAAAUUUGAUCUACAGUAAUCAUAAGCUUAAAAUUUGAUGAAUUUUGAUACCCCACAUGCCCUACUGUACUUUUUGGCGCCAAAAUUUGAUCUACCAUAAUCAUAAGCUUAAAAUUUGAUGAAUUUUGAUACCCCACAUGCCCUACUGUACUUUUUGGCGCCAAAAAACUCUACAGUAACCUUGUGGGAUAUCAAAAUGCUCCAAAUUUCGCGCCAAAUUCAAAUUUUUCCCACAGGCACCGCCGCCUGGGUCAAUCGACUCACGUGGGAUGGCAUGAUCUCAUUCAACACCACAGUUCGACACCAUUUUGGCACCAAAAGCUUCCCGUUGGCCGGCUAUCAUAAAACUCAUGCGAAUUUCCAGUUUUGGUGGAUUUUGAGGGCUGGACAUAUGGUGGCUUACGAUACACCGGAAGCUGCGAUUUAUAUGUUGAAAGCUAUUGUUAAACAGUAUAAUCAAUAA